Molecule: messenger RNA, 1302 nt
Organism: Pristis pectinata (smalltooth sawfish)
Lineage: Eukaryota; Metazoa; Chordata; Chondrichthyes; Rhinopristiformes; Pristidae
Product: tricarboxylate transport protein, mitochondrial-like
Biological process (GO): mitochondrial citrate transmembrane transport
Source: RefSeq, a predicted model, not a curated record
AUGUCCUGCCCCGGGGGCCGGGCUGUGGGUCUCCGCCACCGGGUGGAGCAGCCCCGGGGAGGGGCACCCGUCCCAGACCAGGGUGCAGGCCGAGUGACGGGCACCCCGGCCGCGGGGGGACCCCCGGGGAACCUCCCCGCCGCACACUUGCCUGCCGCGGCCGGUGCCGAGCCUCCCUCUCUCCCGCUCCCCGCUCCCCCGCUUCCCCUUCCCCGGGCGAGCGCGGCCGCAAAGACCGCCCCGUCAACAACCCGUCGCCCAGCAACCGUUUCCAAGACGGCUGCCGGCGCCUUGGCUUCCGAGACCGAAGGUGCCGACGUUGACCAAUGGCGAGUCGCCGCGGGUUUCGAUCGCGCCCGCCCGUUUUCCCCGCCGAUUCGCCUCAGGUGGUGCUCGGGGCGUCGAGCGCUCCCGGCCGCUGCCAUGGGCUCGAGGAAGCAAACGCACCCGGGCAAAGCCAUUCUGGCAGGUGGACUUGCUGGUGGAAUUGAAAUCUGUAUCACAUUCCCAACAGAGUAUGUAAAAACACAGCUACAACUCGAUGAACAGGCAAACCCUCCUCGUUACAAGGGCAUUGGUGACUGUGUUCGUGUGACAGUUCAGGAUCAUGGAUUCAGAGGAUUGUACCGAGGUCUCAGCUCCCUGCUGUAUGGCUCCAUCCCAAAAUCUGCUGUCAGGUUUGGAAUGUUUGAGUUCCUGAGGAACCGUUUGCUCAAUGAGAAUGGGAUUCUGACCAACCAGAGAAGCCUGCUGUGUGGCCUGGGGGCUGGGGUGGCAGAAGCCGUGGUGGUGGUUUGCCCCAUGGAGACAGUGAAGGUCAGACUUAUUCAUGACCAAUGCUCAGCUAAUCCCAAGUACCAUGGGUUUUACCAUGGGGUCCGGAAGAUUAUUCAAGAACAAGGGCUUCGAGGCACAUACCAGGGUGUGACAGCCACAGUCCUCAAACAGGGCUCAAACCAAGCAAUCCGCUUCUCUGUGAUGACGAUGCUGCGAAACUGGUAUAAAGGUGAGGACCCUCAUAAAUCCAUCAACCCGUUUAUCACAGCUGUGUUUGGAGCCAGCGCGGGAGCAGCCAGCGUCUUUGGAAACACCCCCCUGGAUGUGUUGAAGACACGGAUGCAGGGCCUUGAGUCCUACAAGUACAAGAACACAGCGGAUUGUGCAUAUCAGAUUCUUAAAAAUGAGGGGCCCUUCGCGUUUUACAAAGGGACGGUUCCGCGCUUGGGUAGAGUGUGCCUUGACGUGGCCAUUGUCUUCGUUAUUUAUGAGGAGGUCAUCAAACUUCUGAACAGGAUUUGGUAG